AUAGUCAACGCGUCAAACAGACGAAAAGAACCUGCAAGCCUCGCUCGUUCCACCCACCUGCUUAUACGCUUCGGGGCCUAGAAAUAGAGAAAUACGGACCGACGGAUAAUCACACAUCGAGCAGAGCGAAAAAACGCAGAGGGACGAAACGAUGCCAUAGAAUUUUGACAAUUGUGAACGGUUGGGGCGUUGAUACAGAGAUUCUAACAUAUUUAUUGAUCCUGCACAAAGAGCCGAGAGGGAAGGUAUUAUUAUUUAAUAGCGUUUGACGUUAAGGUGCUGUGCAGGUAUUUUGACAGGGAAAAGAGGAAAACAAGCCAGGAGGUUAAAAGGAUAGACAUAAUACAGACAAGAUUUCAAGUAGGAAAAUAAAUUUAUCAAAAAGAGAGGCUUAAAAAGACAGCUGGAGCGAGAGGGGGUGGCUGUUUUUUCCAGAUAGUCAGUCUCUCUCACGCUAAGUCAUGGUGUCCACAGUACUAGCUGUGACACUGUGUGUCACCUUGCUGCACCUGUCUACAGGUCUGACCUUUGCCUCAGAUGAACUGGGAGACAACGGCGAUGGACUCCGAGUGACUGCUGAACCUCCAGAGCAGCAGCCAGCUUACACCCCCACUUCAACCCCACAGUCUCUUCGUGACCUAAUCCAUGCCGCUCUCCUCAGUAAAGAAUAUCUUGGUCAAGCUCCUGUCUUUUCUGGAACAACUACCAAUCCUACGCAAGCUGUCCCUCCUGUGCAUCACUAUGAACCGUCGUCCACCAUGAUGUCACCCGGGGUGCUCACCACGGCAGUGACCUCAUCAGCGGCGGCCCCGCAAGCAGGCCAAACCAGCACAGGAGGUCUGGUGACAUCAGCACCCUCAGAGGAAGAAACUACAACCACUCUGAUCACCACCACGACCAUUACCACAGUGCACACACCUGUGCAGUGCAAUGCCACUCUGUCGGGCAUGGAGGGAAUAGUGGAGUCUCCUGACAGUCACUCCUCCUCAUCCUCCUUCUUCCCUUCUCUGGAAUGUACAUAUAGCAUCACUGUCUACCCUGGUUAUGGAGUGGAAAUUCAGGUGAAGAAGGUCAGUCUAUCCAAAGCAGAAACUCUGACCAUCCUUGGACUUGGGGGAGGGGCUCCAGAGCUCCUUGCCAAUGAGACGCUGAUGAGCGAAGGUCAGGUCAUACGCAGCUCAACCAACCAGGUCCAGAUUCACUAUCGCAGCCUCCAGCCAGCCAAUCACGGCAUCUUCAGCCUGCAUUACCAAGCUUUCCUCCUCUCCUGCCCUUUCCCCCUCCUCCCUGAGGGAGGGGGUGUAACGGUGACCGACCUGCACCCUGGGGGCCGUGCCCACUUUCAUUGUGACCCUGGGUUUCAGGUCAGAGGUCAUGAGGUGGCCACCUGCCUGAACUCAACCCGACCUCACUGGAGCUCCCCUGAACCUCAGUGUGUCGCGGUGUCAUGUGGAGGGUGGAUCCGGAAUGCCACUGUGGGUCGAAUCCUAUCCCCUCCUCCACCUUCUGCCAGCAACCAUAGCAGCAGCACCAACCUGAGCUGCCAUUGGCUGCUGGAGGCAAAGGAGGGGCACAGACUCCAUCUCCACUUUGAGAGGGUUGCUCUCGAUGAAGAGGACGAUAGACUGAUUGUGCGCAAUGGGAACAGCUCUACCUCGCCCUUGCAGUUCGACUCAGACCUGGAUGAUGUACCGGAGCGAGGGAUUGUGAGCGAGGGGUCGUCUCUCUACCUGGAACUGACAGCAGACUCCUCCAGCAUCCCUCUAUUGCUGGCUCUGCGCUACGAGGCCUUUGAUGGUGAGCACUGCUACGAGCCCUUCCUGCCUCACGGGAACUUCAGCAGCAGUGACAUCACCUUCCCCCUGGGAACAACCGUCACCUUCUCCUGCUCCCCCGGCUUCAUCAUGGAGCAGGGGUCAGGGGUCAUCGAGUGCGUCGACCCCAGCGACCCCCACUGGAACGAGAGUGAGCCGGUGUGCCGAGCUCUGUGUGGGGGGGAGCUGACAGAGCCCUCCGGCACGGUCCUGUCCCCUGAUUGGCCCCAGAGCUACUCCAAGGGCCAGGACUGUAUCUGGCAAAUUCAUGUCAGUGAAGACAAGCGCAUCGAACUGGACAUUCAGAUUUUAAAUAUUCGCCACAAUGACAUCCUCACUCUGUUUGAUGGCCACGAUGUCACCUCGCAUGUGAUUGGCCAGUACAUGGGGUCACGUGAACGUUUCCAGGUUGUGUCAGUGGGGUCAGAGGUCACAGUUCAGUUCCAGAGUGACCCUGAUGAUGCCUCCUUCAUCCUGAGUCAGGGAUUCCUAAUUCACUACCGGGAGGUUGAGCGCAAUGACACCUGUCCUCCCCUCCCUCCAAUCGAGUUUGGCUGGAGAAGCUCCUCCCACCCAUCCCUAGUGAGGGGCAGCGUGCUGACCUAUCAGUGUCAGCCUGGCUAUGACAUAAUUGGAUCCGACAUUAUCACUUGUCAGUGGGAUCUGUCCUGGAGUAAUAGCCCACCCACCUGUCAGAAAGUUCAGCAGUGCUCAGACCCGGGGGAUGUGGUGAACGGAGCGCGGUCAGUGCGCCCGGAGCCUGGCUUUGCUGUCGGCACCGUGGUGCGUUUCUCUUGCAAUCAGGGGUAUCAGCUGGAGGGCCCCGCCCAGAUCUCGUGCCACGGCCGUGACACGGGCACGCCCAAGUGGAGUGACCGGAGCCCAAAGUGUGUCUUAAAGUAUGACCCUUGUCCAAACCCUGGAGUUCCUGAUAAUGGCUAUCAGACACUAUACAAGCAUAGCUACCCGGCAGGGGAGUCUCUCCGCUUCUUCUGCUACGAGGGCUAUGAGCUGAUAGGGGAAGUCACGAUCAACUGCCUCCCUGGGCACCCCUCCCAGUGGAACAAUCCACCCCCCUUCUGCAAAGUGGCAUAUGAGGAACUUUUGGAUGACCACAAGCUGGAAGUAUCCAGAUCAACAGACCCUUCCCACCAAAUGGAAAGUGAGAACAUUGCCUUGGCAAUAGUCCUGCCAGUAAUACUGGUCAUCUUUCUGAUUGGAGGAAUCUACAUGUAUUACACUAAUGUGUGUAGGCUCCAAUGGAAGCCCCUGUUCUGGAAGUCUCUCUCCCACACUCACUCCUACAGCCCCAUCACUGUGGAGUCAGACUUCAACAACCCUCUAUAUGAGGCAGGGGACACACGGGAGUAUGAAGUGUCAAUCUGAGAAGGGAAAGACUUAACUCGAAUGGAAUGAAUGAAAUGAAAGAUGAUUGGAAGAAAACAGAGGAGGAGUGUUUUUUCUCUUCCUGUCAAUCUGCUGUCCUUCACCUCACUAUCUCAUCUCUCCAUCUUUUAUUUACUCUUUUGCUGUCUUUUUCUCUGUCAGUCAGAAUUCAUGUAUUUACCUAUAACACAGCUCUUUUUGUCCAUGUAUGUCCGUCUACAUAUUAUUAUCUAUCCCCACUGUCUAGCUCUCUGUCUGUCCGUCUGUCUAUGUCUGUGUCUGCUUCAGUUUGUCUGUAGCUAGAUGUCUGUGACUCAGUGCGUGAUCGUUUCUCAGUGUGUGGUUGACUCUCAGUACUGCUGUUUUCAGUUUCAAACCUUCCUUUUAAAAUCAGGACUGGUGCCUUAGAGUGAAAUUAAGGGGGUGCAUUGGACAGAGAGAUGAGGGGUCACACAGGAAACGGAAGGUAACACUGCAGAAAAACUGUGAAAGAAAGAAUGAGAGUGACUGACAGACAGAGGGACAGAUUGACACACACACACACA
Megalops cyprinoides (Indo-Pacific tarpon) is the source of this 3745-nucleotide messenger RNA. It is a transcript of the gene sez6l2, whose product is annotated as seizure related 6 homolog (mouse)-like 2. The record is from RefSeq and is a predicted model, not a curated record. The coding region runs from base 462 to 3200 and encodes 912 amino acids. Gene Ontology annotation, biological process: synapse maturation. The transcript has 19 exons. Gene Ontology annotation, cellular component: endoplasmic reticulum; neuronal cell body. Lineage: Eukaryota; Metazoa; Chordata; Actinopteri; Elopiformes; Megalopidae.